AUGGAUAACUAUUCAGAAACACAAGUGAAAACGUUCUCUAGGGAAACGCUCGAAGAUCUUAGAGAGGAUAUUAAAUCAAAGUUCAUCGGAAAAGAAAAAGUAACAAGGGGUGUAAAAUCAAUCCUACGAGAGUAUAUUGAGGUUGCUAAUGAUGGUGGAUUACACGAACUUCGCGAAACCAUUACUGAGUCUUUUUCGAAAACAUUUAAUUCAACAACAGAGGAAGAAUUUUUUCGACGAAUGAGGUCUUUCUUUGAACAUCUGUCUUAUACUAUUCCAUUACAUUCAUUGAAAGAAAUUAUGAGUGAAGGGACACUUGUGGCAAAUAUAAUAAGUCCAGUGUUACGAAUUUUUUUUCAUGAUUCACACAUAUAUCCUACGAUUUGGCCGAACACAUCCAGCACCAGCGCAAAGAUCCGAAAACUUGCCAUCGGUGAUCCUUCCCGGGCUAAACAACCCGAUAUGAUCGGGAAAAUUGUCAAUAAUGGAAAAUUUAUUUUUGAAACGAUGUUUGGGGAAGUGACGGGUGAGGGUAAGAAUAAUACAGAAAAAAAGAACCUAAUCGAUCUAAUUAGGUUGGGAUUAUUCAUGAAAGAUGCAUUGGAUAAUAUUUUGCCUAAGACCGGUGUUAAUCGGAUUUUCGCUUGGCAAGUUAUUGUGACAAAAUGGACCGGUUAUAUGAUGACUUUAAUUAGUCCUGGAAUUUAUGUCAUGAUAGAUACUGGUGGUAGUGUGGAUCUUCCAAGAUCUUUCGAAACAUGCGAUUUGUUUUUAAGUGGGCUGAACACGCUGUUUACAUUUCAGCUAGCAUAUGAAAGAACAAUAAAGGAUAUCCUUUCAAUUAUUAAUAAGAGUGAAGAAUUCGAAAAUGAUAAUUUUAAAGGAUGGCGUCGAUCAACACUUGGGACACCAGCGUUCAAAAGAAUUGUCAAAUUCAAAUAA
Molecule: messenger RNA, 942 nt
Organism: Funneliformis caledonium
Lineage: Eukaryota; Fungi; Glomeromycota; Glomeromycetes; Glomerales; Glomeraceae
Source: the annotation of a GenBank genome assembly